UUGCCCUUUAACCAUCAUCUACGACUGGCUCGUAGUGCUUCUCUCCCAUUUACUCUCAACCUGCGCAUCUUUGCAUUCUCCAUAUCUCCUGUCACCAUGUCUGCUUGCAAUCAUGCUGUUUCCAGGACGACAAUAGAGUCGUUCUUUUCCUUCAAGGCAUUGAUUGGACUUGGUAUUACAUUCCCAUUCAACUUUUUUGCCCGUGAGGAGGCGAGAAUUGCCGUAGCCACUCCUCCACCCAUGUCAUGCUCCAGAGCCAAAUCUUGUCUCAAUUCGUCUUCUCCCAUCUCUUUGCCUUCCUCCUCCUCCUCGGCUUCUCUGAGCUUAUGCCAUCGUCCUUCAAAGUCAAGGCAAUACAAGGGGAUCGGCCUAGGCCAGCCGAGUUCCAAAUUGGUCACUCCUGGUGAAGUGACUACGCCUGCUUUGAAACGCCGCGGUGUCUCAAACACUGUUAUUCUUUCUACGAACUCUGGUCGAAAACUGGCCUCUUCCAUCAACGAUUCAUGUUCCAGCCCGAAGUAUCCUGCCGGAUUGGGCCUUGGCGCCCCUCCGACGAGGAACAGGGGUGGUACCAGCGGCAACUCGGGCACUUCCCUUCGAGAUCUUCCAUCCACUUCCUCUGCAGCUCUUGGACGAAUAUCCCCUACAAUUACCGAGCCGAGACGACGUUCUCGUAAACAGUCAGCUGGCCUGGGUCUCGGCCUUCCUGCAUCUAACGCCCUCCACACCACAUGUCCGCCGUCGCAGCCACCACCACCACCAUCGGAACCGUCUGGAAUAGGCAUUUUCUCAUCCUCGCUGUCUAUAUCCUCUGAACUCUGUCGCCUCACAUCCCAAUGUUCACUGAAACCCCCACCGCGAUCACAACCUCAGCCGCGUGCCAGCCCUCGUCGUCUUUUUUCGUCUAAAUUGGCCUUCGUCACCUCUUCGAAAUUCUUGAAGAGGUCGCUCUACACUAUUCCAGAGUCGUCAAUAGGUGUGCUAGAUCAGGAUCAUGGUAGCUUUAUCGGAAACGGAGGGCGCCGUAGCGAUGGAAAUCUGGUUCAUUCAUUCGGGCGGACAUUAUUUUGAGAAGAUGAGAACGAUUGAGUUAUAUCUGACAUUGCAUACUGACAUCCAUACAAUUUACAUAUUUACUGAUUCAUGCAUAUACUUUUUCUUCAUUCCUUAUCGGCGGCCUCUGGUCAAGUUAUUGAUAUCAGGACUGCUGUAACAUCGAUCUUGUCCAACGCAGAAGAGGCUUGGGGAAUACCUUUCCAUACUAGUUGGGAAGAAUGGCAAGCGCGUAAUACAUUAAUGUGGUGAGUGGGUCAACGAGAUUUUGUUACAUGCAGUAGGCUCUUCGUAGUAUCUCCAGGAAACUAUAAAUACAUACUUUCG
Molecule: messenger RNA, 1380 nt
Organism: Guyanagaster necrorhizus
Lineage: Eukaryota; Fungi; Basidiomycota; Agaricomycetes; Agaricales; Physalacriaceae
Exons: 5
Coding region: 97-1071 (324 amino acids)
Source: RefSeq, a predicted model, not a curated record